AUGAAUCAAAAAUCAACUACAUUUCAAAAAUCAACAUUACGUAGAAAAACAAUCCAUAAACAAAAUAUUGAAAUAGAAAAAACUGAUGAAUAUAAUUUUAUUCAUAGUUAUGGUGAAAUUCAUUUUCCUGGAUGUGAAGAACCAGUCAAAUAUGUUCGUACAGAUCAACGGAACACUCAAGAUCAAUGGAAGCGUAUUUUAACUGAAAAAUGGAAUUUGAAACCACCAACAUUAAUUAUCAGUAUUCUUAGUUCACAUGCUGAAUUAACUAAACGUUUUAAGAACACACUGAAAAAGGGUUUAUGGAAAGCAGCUGAAGGUUCAGGAUGUUGGAUUAUAACCGAUGGUUUUGAUCAUGGUAUGACAAAAGUUGCAGGUGAAGCGGUACGUGAUUACACUGAAGCUUAUGGAAAUGAUCAUAUGAUAAUGGUUGGUGUUGCGCAUACUGAACGAGUGACUUAUCAAGAAUUAUUUGAUUUAGCUAAUCAUAAUGUAAGGAGUAAAGAUAUUUCUUCAAAUGUAUUAUAUCCAGAUCCUUUAUCUGAUGAAGAAACCGAUGAUAUUACUAAUACAGCAACUACUUCAAUGGAAGCAGAUCUAUGGCAAUUCAAUGAAUCCGGUCAACAAAUUGAUAGUUCUGUAAUUAAAUUAUCUAAUAAAUCACUGACUAAAACAAAAACGUAUCGUUUAAAUUCAAAUCAUCAAUUUUUAAUACUUACUGAUCCAAUACUUAAACAAGAGCAAACAUUGGAAGAUCGACUAUUAGAAACUCGUAUUAUGUUAGAACGUACUAUAAUAACAUGGGCAAAACCAUCUUCACGUUCCACAUGUGAGGGUAGUGGUUCAGCAAAGACCAGUAGCCAGUCGAUAUUAAGUAAAAAUAAAAAGUUAAGGAAAAAAGAACAAAAAUUUAAAGGCACAGAAGAAUCUCCCCUUCCAAUUAUAACCGUUACUCCAAGACCAUCUGCUACACUCCCAUCAUUAGCUGAUGGUCUUAUAGGUCAAACAAUUAGAAGACAAAGUCACUUGUAUACACGUUCACAAAUUGAGAAGAAAACAGGAGUUAAAGAUUUAUUUCAAAAGAAUGAGAUAAAUGAAAAUCAGUCGGUUGAUAAAGAAAUCAAUAUAUUACAGAAUAUAUCGCAGGAUGAACUUAAUUCAACUAGUCAAACAACUGCUCGAGUUCCAAUAUGUGGAAUAGUUGGAGGUGGAAAUACUGCUACAUUAGAUCAAAUUUAUGCUUCAGUGACGUUGAAUCGUUGUCCAAUGGUACUUGUUCGAGGUACUGGUGGUGUGGCUGAUAUCUUAUCGAAUGUUCUAGACUUUAUGAGUUUUAGGAACACACUGGAAGAAACUUUCACAGAUCAAGAAAUUGAUUAUAAAAUAGCUAGUAUCAUACAAGAAGUUUAUGACGAUGCUCGAAGUAAUAAACGUGGCAGAACACUGAAAAAAUCCGAUAAAUCAACAAAAUAUACCGAGAAGUCAACAAACGUUACAAUCAAUCUACCAACUGAUAAUUCAGGUAAACCAUCAACAAAUAGAACUGAACAAAACACAAGUACAAUGAUUAACAUUAAAGAAUAUGAAUCACAAGUGUAUCGAAUAAAAGAAUUAGCCGAUGAUUAUGCUCAUUUAUUUUCGAUAUUUGAAUAUGAUGAUAUUGACUUAGAUGGUUAUAUGAUAUCGGCAUUAUUAAGUAGUGCUGGAAUUGAUCGACCAAAGAAUGAAUUAAACCUUGAUCAAUUAGAAAUAACUAUACGAUUGAAUCGAGCUGAUAUUGCACGAACAAAAAUUUUUCUUGAAGGUAAACGCUGGAAAAAAGGUGAUUUAAAUGAAUUCAUGUUCAAUGUUAUUUUAAACGAACAAACGGAUUUUGUUCGAUUAAUUUUGGAAAAUGGAUUUAAUUUAGAUGAUUUUCUUACUGUUCAUACAUUAGAAAGAUUAUAUACGGAAUGUUUGAAGAAGACUGAUUAUAAAUCAAGAUUAUUACAACAAUUAUGGAAAAGUUCUAGAAUUUAUAAAAUGGAUUGGGUUAUGCUCAGAGAUAUUGGUAGAAUUAUAAAAAAUUUAUUAGGAGAUUUUUAUCAUCCAUUUUAUUUAUCAAAACGUUUUCAACAUUCCGUUGUAGAACAUGGUUAUUGUGAAUCAAGUGAUGAAGAGGCAACUAAUGAUAAUUUAUAUGAUGAAUAUGAAAAACAACCAGGUAAAACAAUCACAUCAACUUCAACAUUGAAAGCUGUUGAACCUAUACCGAUAUCAUUUAAUAUUGAUGAAAAAUCUGAUGCUGAAAAAUCUGACGAUCAUAAUAUUGAUCAUGAAGAAAAUAUUGUUCAGUCUGAACAAAUAUCUCAAUUUUAUCAACAAAGCAAAAGAUCACAAAAGAAUGAUCAACCAAAGCGAAACUUCAAUCAACAACAUACCAAUAAAAAAAUUGAGGAUACAGAAGAUGUUACAAGCUAUACAUCAUCGAAUAAUUCAUCUGAAACAAAAUUAAUCAAAUCAUCACAACAUAGAACAAAGUCACGUAGAUCAGUUAGCGCCGGUACACGAAGAGAUAUCAAUGAUGAUAAAAGUAAUAGAUCAAAACAAUCAGUAAUGAAUAAUAACAAUCAAAUAUCAUCAUUAAUGAAUAGACGACAAUAUAUUGUUAAGCCAAUAGUUGGCACAAAUAACAUUAGGAAUUAUUAUCGAAAUAAUUAUUAUUCAUGUUCGGAUAGUUAUGAAAAUGAUCAUAAUGGUAUAAUGAAUGAUACAAUAAUGGGUAAAAAACGUCUUAUCACUACAUUACAACAUGCUAAUGACACAGAUAAUUAUGUACCAAAAGCUGAAGAAGAUAGUUUUCAAGAUAGAUCAUUUUCUAUUAUAAAUGAAAAGAAUCAGUUGAAUAAUUCAAAUGGGUUGAUUUCAUCAGAUCAAGAAAACGCCGCAGUCAAUAUCAUAGUUCAAUCGCAUUCUUCAAUUCAUUCAAGUAAAACAGAAGUAUCUGUUAUCACUGAUCCAAUUAUUAUUGAUGAUCAACCUAGCGAUCAUCUUCAUUAUCAACAACAGCAUCAGAAUGCAACUGGAUCUCAUGAUCAAUCGAUCAGUAGUAUAUGUCAAACAACAACUCUUAGUAAACAAACAUCAUCUAAUAGAAAUAAUAAAUUUCCUGUUCAACGUGUUGCACAUUCUAUUUUACAUCCAUUAACUGAUCCAGAGAAAGCACGUCUACGUUUAAGAGAGAUUGAACGACAAACAUUAGAACGUAAACGUGAAAAAGAACGCAAGCGAAGGCAUAGAAUAGCUCAAGAAAAAUUCACAAUUAUGGAACGUUUAACUGGUCAAGCUAAAGCUGAAAGACUUGAAGAGUUGAAGCCAUCCAAACUUGCAAAUUUUAGACACACCAGUACAGUCAAAUUUGAUAGACCAGCUAGAGAAUUAAUGAUGAUGUGUAUAUUACUUGGAAGAUUUGAAAUGGCUGAAAUAUUCUGGAAUCAAGAGAAGGAACCGAUUGCGGCUGCAUUAGUUUUAUCUAUUUUAAUUGCUGAAUUAGGACAAAAGUCAGAUGAUGUUGCAAAUAAAGAAGAGUAUGAAGAGAAUGCUCGAUCAUUUGAAGAUAAAGCUGAUCAAGUACUUGAAGAAUGCUAUCAAGAAGAUCGUGCACGUACUUUAAUUCUUUUAUAUAGAAAAUUAGAAUUCUAUGGAAAUACAUCAGUGAUACGUUUGGCUGCACGUGGAAAAUGCAUAAGAUUUAUGGCGAAUCCAUGUUGUCAAGAUUUACUAUCAGGUGUUUGGUCAGGGCGUUUAUCACCUAAAAAUACAUGGAUACAACUAGUUCCUGCUAUUAUAAUGGGAAUAUCUAUCCCUUUUAUUAUUCCACAAUUCAUAAAAUAUUCAACUUCAAUUGAAAGUGGUAAUUCAUCUAUCGGUCAAACAAAAAUUGAUCAAGAUGAAAAUAAAUCACGAUCGGAAGUUGAAAAGUUGGUUAAACUUCAACGUCAAUCAAUUCAUUUAGAUAAACCAAUUACAUUAGGAACAAGAAUUUCUUCUCAAAUUGAACGGAUUCAAAUAUUCUAUCAAGCUCCAAUUAUACGAUUUGUUUAUAAUACAAUAUUCUACUUACUAUUUCUGAUUGUCUUUAGUAAAACACUUCUAACAUCAUUAACAUUGAGUUUUUCUUAUUUAGAUAUUUUUACAACUUUAAUGGUUGGAUCAUUUCUAUGUGAAGAGUUAAAACAAGCAUUCAGUCCUGGUUCAAGUUUAAAAGAAUAUAUUAGUGAUGGUUGGAAUAAAUUAGACUGUCUUGCAAUCAGUUUAUAUAUAAUUGGUUUAAGUGUUAAAAUUCAUGCUUAUUACAAUUUAAUUAAUGAACAAAUAUAUCAAUUAAAUAAUCAUAAUAAUCAUUUAUUGAUUCAUUUCAAUGAUUCAAUACAAUCACAAUUAUUACAUAAUCAAACAAAUAUUAAUAAUUAUUAUAUUGAUCAAUAUAAUUUAAUCAAUAAUUCAUUCAAUUUAUCUAUUGAACAAAUUCAAUUAAUGAAAUCAAUUAAAACAAUUGAAAAUUUACAAAUAUUUAGUGGUUAUGGUUAUACAUUAAAUCAAUGGACACCAGAUUUACCAUAUUAUAUAAUAUCUAAUGAAUUAUUUACUAUAUCACGUAUAUUUUUUGCCUUUAGUUUAUUUGCAUUUUAUGUAAGAUUAAUGUAUAUUUUUAGUUUUAGUAUUGUACUUGGACCAAAAUUAAUUAUGAUUAAUAGAAUGGUGGUUCAUGAUCUCCUACCAUUUCUACUCAUUCUUUUGGUAUGUCAAAUUGGAUAUGGGAUCGCAUUUCAAUCAAUUUCAUUCGCCAAUGGUUACUACAGUGAUUAUGAACAAGAAAAGAUGACUGUAAAUUCAACAUAUCAGUCCAAACCUGGAAUACGUAGUCUUUAUGAUGUAAUUAUGACAUCUUAUUUUCAAAUGUUGGGUGAAUUUCGUUUAGACGAUUUAGCUGGAGAUGGUUCAUCUUGUCGUGACAAUGGAAUGUGUCCACAAACUUCAUCACGUCGUCUAACUAUAAUUAUGUUAAGUGCGUUUAUAUUAUUAACUCAAGUACUUAUGUUCAAUUUAUUAGUUGCAACAUUCACUUCAACAUAUAACGAAAUCGAAGGAUCUGCUCAAUAUUUUUGGUGUUAUCAACGUUAUGAAAUGAUACAAGAAUUUGUUGAUAGACCAUCUGUUGCAGCACCAUUUAUGUUACUUUGGUAUUCUGUUGAAUUUACUGGAUUCUUAUUCAGUUUAAUUGGCGGUACUUUAUUUAAUCAUGCUAUUGAAGAAAUCAAAGAUGAUGAUCCAUUUUGUAGAAGUCUACACACCAAUCCAACAUUAGAUAGCAAACUAACUAAAUGGGAGCAUAUGAUGGGUACUCGACGAAUUAAAGCUGAUACAGAUGUAGGCGGUGGUCGUAAAUGGACAGGAAGAUCACAUGGUGAUACACAUGCAAUUGUAUUACGAUCUGCUGCAGCAGGAGCAGCUGGGAAAGGUUUAGUUUCCGGUGGUACCAGUGUUCAUAGAGAUGUUACCGGAGAGCCUGGAUCUUUGUUAGAAGGAAUUGGACCUAUAUUUGGUCCAGAUACAGAAUUUAUUGAAGAAAAAUUUCGUGAAUUAGGCAAUCAAAUUGGAAAACUAUCAACUUUUGAAGAACGUUUAGGCAAAUUAAUUCAAGGCGGUAAUCGUGUAAUAAGUAUUGUAAAAACGAUUAAUGAACAACAAAAGCAGAUAAUAAAAAGUUUAACACCAACAAAUGGUAAACGACUUGUUGGUUGGGGUAAAUCAAACAAGAAAGAAAAUAAAAAUUUAUUAAUGACAGCUGUCUGUGCAGCAGUUACUGGUCUCGAUUCACACUGUACGAUUAUUGAAGAGAAAAUUGAAGAGAAGUUAAGAAUUGAAGAACAAUGCGUCAGAGCUAUUUUAACAAGAAGCAACGGUGAUGAACUUGAAGCCGAUACAGUUCUAACACCACGUAAAGGACCACCAUCACGUGGUCCACGUGCAGCUCCAGCAUCUGGUAAAAUUUAUGAACGCCUUAUUCUAAGCCAUCGACUAUGGCGUAUAGUUCCAUUUAAUUUUGAAAUAUUCCCUGGAAUUAGAAUGAAUGUACCACACGAUAAAAUAAACUGGAAAAUCCCAUACGAUACAUAUCGAACAUUCACUGUAACAGAUGAUAGAAUUGCUUUACCAUAUCCAGAAUUAGAAGAUGGACCAGAAGUAUCCCAACAAACACUGCCAUACAACAGUUAUGAUAUUGUGAAAGGUGUAAGUCGAAUGUCAUUACGUGGUCGGGUACGAAUAGUAAGGCAAACAGAUCAUAUAACUGAUCCUAGAACAACUAACGUGACAUCGAAAACUGCACCGACUAAAUCAACAGCAAAGUUAUCUGAAUAUAUUCCUGUUGGUUACCCAUUGAAUCCAUGUGGACGUACUGGUUUAAGUGGUAAGGGUCUACUACCACAUUGGGGACCUAAUCAUUGUAUUAUUAUUGCGAUUACAAGACCAGAUCCAGGCCACAGAUUCUAUGAAAAUUUACCAUUUAUUCAAGUUGGAUUACUUCAUAACAAUCAACAAUUAUGUUUACCAUGGUAUUUAACUGAUCAUCGAGAAGAUUGUGAUUUUCAAGAUUGUAGUGCUAAUGUUAUACGUGGAUUCAUUCAACGUCGUCUAAUGAAUUUAUUUGAAAAUAAACACCAUCAACAGUCAAUGUUGAUAAGUUUAAGAGCUGCUAGUGUUUCAAUUGCUUAUACUGGUUAUAUAACUGAUCAUUUGAAUGCUGAUCAUGCAUGGAUUGAAGGAGUUUUAUUUAAUAUACAUGAGAAUGAAGAACAUCCAUUUCAACAGGAAUUUUUGCAGGUAUUCUUAGAAUCUGAAACUACUGAGCAAGCAUUAUGGGUGAAUAUAGGCCGUCUAACAGGGAUACGUUCCAGUCAUGAUGAGUUAUUAGCAAGAAUUGCAUUACACCGUGGUGCAUUUUAUAGUGAAGCACUGGCUAAAAGACAAUUGCAACCAUCUUGA
Molecule: messenger RNA, 7026 nt
Organism: Schistosoma guineensis
Lineage: Eukaryota; Metazoa; Platyhelminthes; Trematoda; Strigeidida; Schistosomatidae
Source: the annotation of a GenBank genome assembly